UCAGCCCCCUCCUGGCGCCUCUUCGGCCGCCAGGCCAACGCCUGCUUCCUCACGGGCACGACGGCCCUGCCGGCCAUCGUCGAGGAGGACGUCGCCGGGUUCCAGGACCUCGUGACGUGCGACGCCGGCACCACGACGCUCCAGGGCAUCCCCGACGUGCAGGCGGGCAACGUCAAGUUCUCGUCGGUCAACUUUGCCGACGCCGCGGGCGGCGUGUCGCCGCUGCAGUUCGCCCUCGACACGUUCGCGACGAGCGAGCCCCUCGCCGACAACGACCUCAACACGUUUACGAACCAGCUCGUCGUCUACCUCGCCACCGAGGCCGGCAUCCGGUCCAACGGCGGCGACGUCGGCCAGAUCAAGAUUCCCAAGUUCUUCCUCGAGAUGCAGGUGUCGCGCAUCCGCGUCGCGCAGGGCGACACGCCGGCCGAGGCGGGCCUGCAGGUCGACCACCUGCGCGACAAGGUGCUCACGAACGGCGCCGGCGAGGACCAGGCGCUCAAGGACCAGGUGACGCAGCUCGCGGCGCAGACGGCAUGA
Messenger RNA from Verticillium nonalfalfae, 540 nucleotides. RefSeq lists its product as uncharacterized. The annotation marks the transcript as partial. The transcript has a single exon. The record is from RefSeq and is a predicted model, not a curated record. Lineage: Eukaryota; Fungi; Ascomycota; Sordariomycetes; Glomerellales; Plectosphaerellaceae.